UCUGCAGUAGUCACACAAAUGCAGCACACUGGGAUUUCCAAGUGAAGUCCAAUCUGUGCAGGUCUGUGUGCACUUGGUGUGCCUGAUGCUUUGGAAAGCUCUUCACUGGACCCAUUCUCCUCAGCUCUGCCAGUGGGAAAGUUAGGAGCUCAACUCUGCCACCAGAAAUCUCUUUUUCUCAAGGGAGCUGUGUCUUUGGCUGCCCACCGCCAUGGGUCAGUCUCCUUCCACACCUGAUACAAAGGCCCACAAUAUGGCCUCCAGCUUUAAUGCAUUUUUCAAAACUUUCAAGAUGGAAAGUAAGAUCAUUUCUGAGGAGACCAUCAAUUUAAUUCAGUCGUUUGUGCAGGAAGGGGACAUACAGAAGACAAUUUCCACAAUCAACACUGCUUUGGCAGACAUUGAGAAUGCCCCUCUGAGCAUCGCAGUGACAGGGGAGACCGGGGCAGGAAAGUCCACUUUCAUCAAUGCCCUGCGGGGCAUAGGACAUGAAGAGGUCGAGUCAGCUAAGAAUGGAGUACUGGAGACCACAAUGAAUAGACAGGAUUAUACCCACCCUAAGUUCCCUAAUGUGACCAUCUGGGAUCUCCCUGGGGUGGGGACAACUACCUAUAAACCAGGAAAAUACCUGAAGAAAAUGAAGUUCCAGGAGUAUGACUUUUUUGUUAUCGUCUCAGCCACUCGCUUUAGAGAGAAUGAUGCCCAGCUAGCCAAAGCAAUCGCAAGAAUGAAGAAGAAUUUCUAUUUUGUUCGAACAAAAAUUGAUAGUGAUUUGUGGAAUGAGAAAAACUGUAGACCCAGGACCUACAAUAAGGAAAAACUCCUGGAGGAUAUCCGAAAAGAUUGUGUGGAGAAGCUCCAGAGGGCCAACGUAGCCUCCUCUCGAGUCUUCUUAGUCUCCAGCAUCGAGGUAGCACAGUUUGACUUUCCUCGCUUGGUGUCCACCCUUCUGAAAGAGCUGCCGGCACACAAGCGUCACAUCUUCAUGCAGUGCCUGCCUAACGUAACCGAGGUUGCUAUUGAUCAAAAGAAAGAUGUCCUGAAGCAGAAGAUCUGGCUGGAGGCUCUGAAGUCCGGAGUGCUGGCCACCAUCCCUAUGAUGUUUUUCUUCAAGGAUGACAUUGAGGAGCUGGAGAAGGCCCUGAUUUACUACAGGUCUUGCUUUGGGCUGGAUGACAAGUCACUGGAAAACAUGGCCAGCGAGUUGUCCCUGCCUGUGGAGAAGCUUGAGUCCAGCAUCCAGUCACCUCAUUUGCUGUCAAGUGAGAUGGAGGAGUCUGUGGGGGAAAAGCUGGUGAAAUACCUGGAGAAAAUUUUUGCUGUCACUGGAGGACUUAUAGCCACUGGCCUUUACUUUAGAAAGAGUUACUACCUCCAAAAUUAUUUCCUCGACAUAGUGGCUAAUGAUGCUAAAAUUCUGCUUAAGAAAAGAGGUUUUUUGGAGGACUGUGGGGAUUCUGAAGAAGGCUGUGAAAACAGGGAAAAUGAGACAGCUGGCUUAUGAUUUAGGUGAUGUUAGUGUCUUCAGGACGCUGGGGACUGGGAAGAUGGCUUAGGGUGUUCCUGAAGCACCCUGGCCAGGCUGUGAUAACUUUUAGACUUUGUGACCCUUGAUGGGAAAAUAGAGGCAUCUGGAAUCUUAUGCUGUGUGGCAGUUGUCACAGCCAGCAAGCCUUAUUGAUGAGAUGGCUGUCCUGGAACUCUGUAGACCAGUCUGGCCUUGAAC
This is a messenger RNA of Onychomys torridus (southern grasshopper mouse), 1726 nucleotides long. Its product is annotated as T-cell-specific guanine nucleotide triphosphate-binding protein 2-like. The transcript is spliced from 2 exons. Gene Ontology annotation, molecular function: GTP binding; GTPase activity. Lineage: Eukaryota; Metazoa; Chordata; Mammalia; Rodentia; Cricetidae. Gene Ontology annotation, cellular component: endoplasmic reticulum membrane. Gene Ontology annotation, biological process: defense response; cellular response to interferon-beta. Bases 212 to 1504 code for a protein of 430 amino acids. The record is from RefSeq and is a predicted model, not a curated record.